GCCUCGCCUGACGUCACCGCUCGGCCCGCCCACUUUUAGGCGGCUGUCGCCCCCGCCGCUUGCUCCUGCAUGACGUCAGCGGGUGUACGGCUGCGACCACGACCGGGUGACGGUGCUGCUGGCUGCGGGCGGGGUACACGAUGAACCUUUUAAAAUUCUCAUAGAUACAGCCAUAGAAUGGAGUUCAGUUGUAACAAUGGACAUAUCAUCGCCUACAAUGGACAAGUCAUUGCAUUUGAAAUACUGGAAAAAAAGAGUAACCCUGUAGAAAAAAAUGUCCUUGCGUUCUCGAGGAAGACAUUUAAUGUUGAGACCGGACAGUUCAAUGAAAUCUUCAUUGGCGAGUACAACAUCCCAUCUAGUAAGUCCACCCUGGAACUUGUUUGCGUUCGUUGUGUGGCCGAUUCCAGAACCGGUAUUAGGCUUCCAUGCAUUUUGCUAAGGACUUGUAAGAGAAAGUCUAGCGGAUCGUCCAGGCUGAUAUCACUGCUGCUCCACCCGUCUAAUGUAGUGGAACCCUCUCUGAUGUUCAAAGUGGACUCGGAGACCAUAGAAGAUCUAUACGUAACUGAUGGCCCCACCGUUCUGUGGAGACAACAUGAAACACUGCUUUAUGUUUCAUCUUUAACUUCAGAAGUUGUAAUGGCUCCAAUCAAUAUUUCCGCUCUUCUUUGGGCUGGCACUACUGAAGAAGGAACUUGUAUUUUGGGUAUAACAGCCGUGAGAUUGGAUGGCAGUCAUUUAACUAGUUCUUCCCUUCCUAAUAGAACUCUUCAAGGAAAGGAGUUUAUUUUGUACUGCAUUGACAGUCGGAGGGCCUUGCCGGGAUCUUGUCUUCUUCCACAUGCUUACACAUGUGUGCUGCAAUGCCUUGAAGUCUGUAGGAUACAAAAUGUUAAUGGUAGAUAUGAGACUUCUGCAAUAGCAGCGAGCAAUAAGCAAUUGAUCUGGUUCCAUAAUGGAGUCCCUAAGCAGGUCUGCCAGCUUCCGUCUGAAAACCUUUCAAAGCUUCAGGUGGCUUACACAAGCCAUGCAGAUGUAUUAUGUGUCCUCCUCUUCUCUUCUGGUCACGCCUGUGGAAUAUGGAAAGAUGGAUGGAAGACAGCGGCAGCCUGGCAACAUGUUAGGAAUAUACUGGUGGAUGAUUUUCUUUGCAGGGGUUCUGAUCAAGUUCUCUUGCUGUUCAAUGAUUAUCCAAGGGAAUCUUCUGAACACCAGGCAUUUAGACUCACUGACUGUGGAGACAUCAACUACCCAGCUGACCGCGUAGAUGUAAAAGUUAAUGAGUCUCAGGAAAACCAUUUUCUGAUGUUACAGACACUGGAAGCCAGAUUGCAGGCAAAUUUUCUUUUACUUGAGGAACUGCAGCGCCACACGCAGGUCCAAGACCGAGUGCUUGAGUCUUCAUGUGACGCAUUAAUAGACAUGUCCCUGGACGUGAAGUCAUCAAUCCGCUCUGCUGAGAAGGAAGGCCUGGUGUCUCUAUGGGAUGAUGUAGAAAAUUGUCCUUAUCCUCCUGCUCCGAAAAGCCAUCCUGACUCCGAACAACUUGUUAAGACAAUAUGGCAUCGCAUAGUGGAUGAUUUCCUUGUGGUGGGUGUGAGGCUGAAAUCUUCAGUUCCAGAAAUGCUGAGUGACAUUGGCCUAUCCCUUAUAAUGGAUCAAAAAGGAACUCAGCCCUCCCUAGUCACCAAGUGUCAAACAAAUGUGCUAAAAUUGGCCAUCAGCGUUUCCCAAGAUUCACGUACUAUGUGCUACGCAGAACCCACAGCAAAGAAACAAAGGCUCGACUACCACAGUAAGGACAAUUUUUCAGGGAAUUGCUCGCAGAGACCCUGCCCUCCAUCCUAUCAAAAUGAUUUGGAGCGCACAGUUACUGCUGUCACCGAGCUGUCUUCGCUGUUGGCACUUAAUAACACUGCUUGUGUGUUACUGCUGCACGCCAGGAGGAAAACUCAACCUGACUGUUUACUUAGAAGCGAGAAGCUGAUUGUACCAUGUGGGAGCAUUUCCUUAAGCCUUGAAGAAGUUUUAAAAGGAAAACAUACAAUAAAUGUAUUUGAACACUGUCAAGGAUCUUGGAGUCUAGAAGAUAUUUUUGCCAUUCUCUCAGCAUUUCAGAAAUGUUCUCUCCAUCUCCUAUCACGUGAUUGCACAUUGACAUCAGUGACUGAAUGGAUGAGGGCUCAUAUGUGUGGAGAACCCCUAAAGCUCAUGCCUCCAAUCAUGGUGUGUAAGAAAGAUGGACCUCUUCAUGGGACUCUCUUAGCUUGGGAUCCUAAGACACCGUGUGAAGGAAACCUCACUGUGUUUUACAGGAGCCAGAUAAUAUGUAGGAAGGUGUAUCAACACAGCACCCCCCAAACCGCACCCCACUGUGGAGGAACAAGCGGAUACCUAUCCAACAGGAAAAAAGAAGGAAACUUCACAAGAGUUUAGUGACAAAUAAGAGUCUUUAUAGUUUUGCAUGAAAAACGAAUCUGAGCCAGCUGCCAAGUGGAGGCCGGAGUGAGGAAUCGGCGGGGGAGGCCACUCACACUUCUUUAUGUGUUUCAAGACAAAAACUGGCUGCAAAUUCAGUAGUUUUUCUUUUUUUUUAAUCUUUGUCUCCUCUUAAGAUGUAUAAUUUUAAAUUAUUUACAAUUUAGUAGGAAAAUCUGUAUAUCUCCAGGGUUAGGUUCUGUUUGACGAUUUCGUACACAGCAGGUCAGCUGGUACAAACAUUCCCCCUUCAUUCAUCUUUAUGGGAGAAGCGGAGACACAGUGUUCGCGUGCCUCCGCCUCUCCCAUCGAGAUGAAUGGAGGGGGCGAGUUUUGACCAGUUGGCGAGCUGGGUUUGAAACGCUUUAGCAGCACAGAGCCGCAGCCCCGUACUGGGGGUCCGACUGCCAAGAAUGACCCACAAUCUCCUGUAGGGGCCCUGGCUCUGGAUCAGUUUCUUAGCACUGGACAUCUUCUUUAAUGUCAUCCAUAUGCUGUGGAGUUUUCCUGCAAGAACAUUCACCUGUGAAGCUAAAUUAAAAUCUUCAGUGUGUCAAAUUUAUUUUGCCAAUAUUUUCUGUAGAUCUCAAGCUUAUAGUGUCAAAGGGUAAAUCUGAUGUGAAUCGACAUAAUUUGAAUUUUUUGGAAAAUUUGCAAAAUGUUGACAAACCAUUAGAGUUCCCAUAGGGGUUUUUUCACCCAAGUAUCCCAGAUUCUUGAGUGGUAAGAGAUGUUCCCACACCGUUAUUAGCCAUUUUUUUGUUUUGAAACAGGAGGCAUUGAGCAUCAGGAACUUGAGCACUGCCAGAAUGGCAACGGUGGGGGGGUUUGGACAUUAUUAUUUAUUUAUUUAUUUUUAAAGCCUUACUGUCAUGUGUAAAAACCUUUUGAUCUCGUCCAGAUAUAUCAAUAGGUUAGAUCGCUCCACGCUGUGAUCACUAGUUUUAAACCAGUGAAGUGCGCUUCACUCCUCGGCUGUCCUUUAAAACCCAACUCAUUCACCAUAGACUAAAAGGGAGUGAAUGAGUUAGGUGUGGAAGACAGCUAGGCAGUGAUGCAUGCUGCCCCACAUUUCACCGGGUAAUAUAACUCUUAAUCGCAGCAGGUCUUAGGACCUCUGAAAAAUCAAGUAAGCGAUCUUAUUGGUUGCUAUGGGUAACUCAGCAACUUUUCCUCAUGACAGGUUUUGGUAAAUCUCCCCCCACAGUGUUUUUACAAAUGACAGAGAGACUUUG
Messenger RNA from Hyla sarda, 3716 nucleotides. It is a transcript of the gene FANCB, whose product is annotated as FA complementation group B. The record is from RefSeq and is a predicted model, not a curated record. The coding region runs from base 178 to 2439 and encodes 753 amino acids. Gene Ontology annotation, cellular component: Fanconi anaemia nuclear complex. Lineage: Eukaryota; Metazoa; Chordata; Amphibia; Anura; Hylidae. Gene Ontology annotation, biological process: negative regulation of double-strand break repair via homologous recombination; replication-born double-strand break repair via sister chromatid exchange; positive regulation of double-strand break repair via homologous recombination. The transcript is spliced from 10 exons.